AUGGAGUUAGUCAAUGCUUUGUGGGCCAAUUACAAUGAUGCUGACCCUGAACAAUCUGAGUUGUCAUCACCCUCUUCUGAUGGCAUCAAAGAACCAAAAGAAGAAAUUGAAAGUCCAAGAAAAUCUCUUCCUGCUGAUAUUAUUUUUGAAUCCAUUUCUAGUAUGUUUCCUGAUAAAGGCACACCAGACGAGCUGAAAGACAAAUAUAUGGAUCUCAUGGAAACAAGAGACCCUAACAAUCUGCCGCCUGAGUGUACCCCCAACAUUGAUGGUCCAAAUGCCCGUUCUGUUCCUAGGGAACAAACUAUGCACUCAUUCCAUACGCUCUUCUGCCGAAGAUGCUUCAAGUAUGAUUGUUUCCUACAUCCUUACCAUCCCACUCCAAGUAUGCUAACCCGGAAGAUGCCUGAAAAGAAACAAGAAGCAGAACCAUGCGGAGAAAAUUGCUUCAUGCAUCUUACUGGCUACAAAGAACAAAGCAACGGUGAUCAGCAUGAUGGCACUAAAUGUGAUGGUAAGGCUGGCCCUGAGAGGGCAGAGCGAGCAAAGACCUCUCCUCCGCGCACUGUUGGGAGAAAAAGGAAAAAUGGUAUCACUGCCACAGCAAAUGGUGAAGAUAGUGAAAAAAGUAAUGAUGCUGACUCAGAAAUAAUGUUUCCUAUCCGUAAGAAGCCAACCAGUGAAGAAUGGAACGGUGCCGAAGAGUCUUUAUUCCGCGUUCUCCAUGAUGUUUACCGUAAUAACUAUUGUGUUAUUGCAAAAUUGAUAGGCACUAAGAAUUGUAAACAGGUAUACGAGUUUGCAAUCAAAGAAAUGGCGCACAUUCCUGACCUCAAAGAAGAUCGGACUCAAACACCCCCUCGAAAAAAGAAAAAAAAGAACAGGUCAGUAGUAAAACAUUUUCCUCCCCUUUUUCUCUGUUGCCUAUUACUCAUUUCUGAAAUGUGUACACAACUCAUUAUUUUUUGGCAAUUAUAUUAA
This is a messenger RNA of Acanthosepion pharaonis, 981 nucleotides long. The record is from the annotation of a GenBank genome assembly. Lineage: Eukaryota; Metazoa; Mollusca; Cephalopoda; Sepiida; Sepiidae.